Messenger RNA from Mangifera indica (mango), 1506 nucleotides. RefSeq names its product myb-related protein 306. The record is from RefSeq and is a predicted model, not a curated record. Gene Ontology annotation, biological process: response to auxin. NCBI's taxonomy places the organism in Eukaryota, Viridiplantae, Streptophyta, Magnoliopsida, Sapindales, Anacardiaceae. The transcript has 3 exons. Bases 144 to 1130 code for a protein of 328 amino acids.
UACACCCAGUCUCAACCUCUUUGGACUCUAGCUUCUCUCACUUUCUCUGCAAGCAAACAAACAAACAGUCUUUACUCAACUCAACUCUCUGAUUGUUACAACAACCCUUUUGUUGAAAUUAGAAUUUCGUAGAAAGUUUUUAAAUGGGAAGACCUCCUUGCUGCGAUAAGAUUGGUGUCAAGAAAGGACCUUGGACUCCUGAAGAAGAUAUCAUCUUGGUCUCUUAUAUUCAAGAUCAUGGACCUGGCAAUUGGAGAUCGGUUCCUACUAAUACAGGUUUGCUUAGAUGCAGCAAGAGCUGCAGGCUUAGAUGGACAAAUUACCUACGGCCAGGUAUUAAACGCGGUAACUUCACCGAUCUUGAAGAGAAGAUGAUCAUCCACCUCCAAGCUCUUUUAGGCAACAGAUGGGCAGCCAUAGCGUCUUACCUUCCUCAGCGAACAGACAACGAUAUAAAAAAUUAUUGGAAUACCCAUUUGAAGAAGAAGCUGAGAAAGCUUCAAACGGGCGUCGAUGGUCACAAUCAAGAUGUGUUGUCUGCUUCACAAGUCUCAAAGGGCCAGUGGGAGAGAAGGCUGCAAACAGACAUUCACAUGGCGAAACAAGCCCUUUGUGAGGCUUUAUCUCUUGACAAAACAAGCUCUUUACCGGCUGGCUUAAAGCCUAACACUACAAAUAUCUAUCCUCCUUACACAGCUCCAAGUCAGGGUUCUACCUAUGCAUCAAGCGCUGAAAAUAUAUCUAGACUGCUUGAAAAAUGGAUUAAAAAUCCAUCAAAAAAACCUCAAAAAAACUCAGAUUCGUUCAACAACGCCGUUGCAACAACGGGUUCCAAUUGCAGUGAAGGGGCAGCUAGUACCACCACACCUGAGGGUUUUGACUCACUCUUCAGCUUCAACUCUUCUAACUCAGACGCCUCUCAAUCGAUGUCGCUGGACGAGACGAUGACGACAGCGACGGCGAAUUUGACACCCGAGACAAGCCUCUUUCAAGACGAAAGCAAGCCGACUUCGGAGACUAACCAAGUCCCUCUAACAUUGCUGGAGAAAUGGCUGUUUGAUGAUGGUGCCGUUCAGGGUAAUGAAGACCUAAUUAACAUGUCGUUAGAGGAUAGUGCAGCGUUAUUUUAGAAGCAACAAAACUAUGUCUACCAAGCUUGAGCAUGCAAAUAAAUACACAUUGAUAUGUGAUAUAUAUUAUCAUAUAAUUAGGUGAUAUUAAAUUAAAGAUAAAAUAAUAUCUAAUUAUAUGAUAAUAACCUAUUUGUGUACUCAAAAGGGGUAUGUAUAGAAUUACUGAGAUACAAACAUAGACCUUUUAUUUCUCUGUUUUUGGGGGUUUAAGGCCUUGAGCUAGAAGAGAUCAAAGCUGUUCAUUUCUAGCUCAGCCUAAACAGAAACUUAAAACUCUCUCUCCCUGGCAGAAGAACAAAAACUGUAAAUUAUAUUACUAAAUUAAUAUGUUAUAAUAUGUAUUAGUUCAUAAAAUAAAUCUCUUAUUUCUCUA